This is a messenger RNA of Suricata suricatta (meerkat), 1756 nucleotides long. It is a transcript of the gene TIMM21, whose product is annotated as translocase of inner mitochondrial membrane 21. The transcript has 6 exons. Lineage: Eukaryota; Metazoa; Chordata; Mammalia; Carnivora; Herpestidae. Gene Ontology annotation, cellular component: TIM23 mitochondrial import inner membrane translocase complex. The record is from RefSeq and is a predicted model, not a curated record. Bases 623 to 1357 code for a protein of 244 amino acids. Gene Ontology annotation, biological process: protein import into mitochondrial matrix.
UGGUUUCCUUGGAGAAAAACUGAAACGCAAAGGCUACAUCAUUUGCCCAUAAGGGAUGACAAAGCCACGGUCAGACUGAGAAUUUCCCAGUUUACACAGUUCCCUCUAGAGAGUUGCAAGAACGCCAAGUUUGUAAUCGCUCAUUUGUUUCUUGGCACUUCGAACGCCCCGCCCACCCGCACCUUGCCAAAUACAAGCAGCGCAUGCGCAGAGAACUCUGGGAGGUGGUGAAAGGGCUGGCUCUGGCCGGCUUGCAUUGUGGGAAAUGUAGUCUUGGCGCCUUUCCCACUGCCGUAACUCGGUGAGGAGUGAGGUCCUCGAACUACUAUUCCCAGGACUCCUCGAGGUUUCCCAACUUACUUUGCAAAGGCAUGGCGGGUGGAGUGUGAAUGUUAGUACGGAAGGUAAUUAAAGUACUUUAAUUCCAGUAAAAAGAGCACGGAAGAGAAGAGGAGGUGGACGCAACUUAUUUUGGGAGCUAACGUUUUUGCCGAACACGCUGUGCAGAAUUACCGGUGUGAAUGUGUAGACCUGAGUACACUCCGGCGGGGUGUGUAUUGGGUCGUGAAGCUUUGCUGGUCAUAGUUGUCACCUUUCCAACGCUGACCAGUUUUUCGUGAACAUGAUUUGUACUUUCUUACGAGCUGUACAGUGUGCGGAGAAGCUGCGCAGGUCCUCCGGGAAGCGGCUCUUUCUGCCACCCUUGGUGCUCAACAAAGCUUGCUUGAAGACUGCGCCCACUUUGAGCUGGGGUCUGCGAGACCCAAAGAAAACGGUUCGCCCUAAGUGUGUCCCUGGCGUCACCCAGAAAACCAUCUGGACGCAGGGGCAGAGCCCCCAGAGAGCAGAAGAGGACCGCAGCAAGCAGGUGUCUGUGCACCGUGACAAAGGGGAGACCGGCCUCUCAACGUCACAGAAAGUGAAAGAAGCCGGGAGAGAUUUCACCUACCUGGUGGUGGUGCUCGUUGGAGUCGGCAUCACAGGUGGCUUGUUUUACACGAUUUUCAGAGAACUGUUUUCUUCGUCCAGCCCUAAUAAGAUCUACGGGAAGGCCUUAGAAAAAUGCCGAUCACACCCCGAGGUGAUCAGUGUCUUCGGCGAGCCCGUGAAGGGCUACGGGGAGACAACCCGCCGCGGGCGAAGGCAGCACGUCAGUUUCAUCGAGUUCUCCAAGGACGGGCUGAAGCACAUGCGCGUCAAGUUCUACAUCCAGGGCUCCGAGCCGGGGAAGCAAGGAACGGUGCAUCUCGAAGUGAAAGAGAACCCAGAAAGUGGCGAAUAUGAAUUUCGAUACAUAUUUGUUGAACUUGAGCCCUUCCCUGGAAGAACUAUUGUCAUCGAAGACAAUCGGUCGUGAGGGGCCGCGGGGCUCAGCACGUGGGGCUUCCCGGUGGACGAGGAGCCGGCGCACUGCAGGCUGGUCUAGACCCCCGCUCUCCUCCCGAGUCUGCUGAGUAAGACAGGAAAGGGCACGUAGCUCGUGAAAGUGAGUGUCACGGUGGUAGUUGCAUUUAGACGCACUGAAGUGGAGAGUUUCCGUUGGUGGCAAAAUCAUGACUAGAACAUACCGUGGGUUCUCGCUGAAUCCAUCAUGGACCGUAUUUCGGCUCUAGUGAACAUCAUCUUUGAUGAUAAGAAAUUUUUGUCGUUAAACACUUUACACCAUGUUAAUAAGAAAAAAGAGUUUAGUAUUUUAUGCUUUAAUGUUGUAGGCCUUUAUAAAAUCUGUGAAAUAAAGUCAAAACAAACAAAAAGA